This is a messenger RNA of Pipistrellus nathusii (Nathusius's pipistrelle), 2760 nucleotides long. Lineage: Eukaryota; Metazoa; Chordata; Mammalia; Chiroptera; Vespertilionidae. The record is from the annotation of a GenBank genome assembly.
AUGCCAGGGCCGCUCCGGGCGCUACUCGGCCUCUGGGCUGCCCUGGGCCUGGGGCUCCUCGGCCUCUCAGCGGCCGCGCAGGAGCCCCUCUGGGCGGACCUGCAGCCCCGCGUGGCGCUGGUGGAGCGCGGGGGGUCGCUGUGGCUGAACUGCAGCACCAACUGCCCGCGGCCCGAGCGCGGCGGCCUGGAGACCUCGCUGCGCCGGAAUGGCACCCAGCGGGGCCUGCGCUGGCUGGCGCGGCAGCUGGUGGACAUCCGGGAGCCGGAGACCCAGCCCGUCUGCUUCUUCCGCUGCGCCCGGCGCACCCUGCAGGCUCGUGGGCUCAUUCGGACUUUUCAGCGGCCUGAUCGCGUAGAGCUGAUGCCCCUGCCUGUCUGGCAGCCUGUAGGCGAGAACUUCACCCUGAGCUGCAGGGUCCCUGGCGCCGGACCCCGCGGGAGCCUCACCAUGACCUUGCUGCGCGGCUCCCGGGAGCUGGUCCGCCGCAGCUUCCCCGGGGAGUCGCCCCGAGCCCGAGGCGCGGUGCUCACGGCCGCGGUCCUGGCGAGGAGGGAGGAUCACGGGGCCAACUUCUCGUGCCGCGCGGAGCUGGACCUGCGGCCCCACGGCCUGGGGCUGUUUGAAAACCGUUCGGCGCCCAGAAUGCUCCGGACCUUCGCACUGUCCCCGGAGCCCCCGCGCCUCGCCGCCCCCCGGCUCUUGGAAGUGGGCGCGGGAAGACCCGUAAGCUGCUCCCUGGACGGGCUGUUCCCAGCCUCGGAAGCCCGGGUGUACCUGGCGCUGGGGGACCAGAGGCUGGAUCCGGAUGUCACCCUCGAGGGGGACGCGCUCAGGGCCACGGCCACGGCCACGGCGAGCGCAGAGCUGGAGGGCGCCCGGGAGCUGGUCUGCAGCGUGACCCUGGGGGGCGAGAGCCGCGAGGCCUGGGCGAACGUGACCGUCUACAGCUUCCCGGCGCCGCUCCUGACCCUGAGCGAGCCCAGCGUCCCCGAGGGGAAGGCGGUGACAGUGACCUGCGCUGCUGCUGGGGCCCGAGCUCUGGUCGCUCUGGACGGAGUUCCAGCUGCAGCCCCGGGGCAGCCCGUCCAGCUCCAGCUCAACGCCACCGUGAACGAUGACGGACGCAGCUUCCUCUGCGACGCCACCCUCGAGGUGGACGGGGAGGUCCUGAGCAAGAAGGAGAGCACCGAACUGCGGGUCCUGUACGCUCCCCGGCUGGACGAUUCGGACUGUCCCAGGAGCUGGACGUGGCCCGAGGGCCCGGAGCAGACGCUGCGCUGCGAGGCCCGCGGAAACCCGGUGCCCUCUGUGCACUGCGCCCGGCCUGACGGUGGGGCGGUGCUGGCGCUGGGCCUGCUGGGUCCCGUCACCCGCGCACUGGCCGGCACUUACCGGUGCACUGCGGCCAACGCCCAGGGCGAGGCGGUCAAGGACGUGACGCUGACCGUGGAGUACGCACCAGCGCUGGACAGCGUGAGCUGCCCGGAACGCAUCACGUGGCUGGAAGGAACAGAGGCCUCGCUGAGCUGCGUGGCACACGGGGUGCCGCCACCCCACGUGAGCUGCGUGCGCUCCGGGCAGGCGGAGGCCAUCGAGGGCUUGCUGCACGUGGCCCGGGAGCAUGCAGGCACCUACCGCUGUGAGGCCACCAACUCUCGAGGCUCUGCAGCCAAAGAUGUGGCCAUCACGGUGGAGUACGGCCCCAGUUUUGAGGAGCUGAGCUGCCCCAGCAACUGGACGUGGGUGGAAGGAUCUGGACGGCUGUUUUCUUGUGAGGUUGACGGGAAGCCGCAGCCAAGAGUGGAGUGCAUUGGCUCCCGGGGCACCACCGAGAGGGUGCUGCUUCCGCUGGCACCCCCAGACCCUAGUCCCACAGCCCCCAGCAUCCCCAGUGAACCCGCCUCCGGCAUCUACACCUGCAACGCCACCAACCAGCACGGCUCCAUGGUCAAGACGGUGGCCGUGAGCGUGGAGUCGCCUCCGAGAAUGGACGAGUCCACCUGCCCGAGUCACCAGACGUGGCUGGAAGGGGCUGAGGCUGCCGGGCCCGCCUGCGCUGCCCUGGGUCGCCCCUCCCCGCACGUGAGCUGCUCCCGGGAGGGGGGCCCCUGGCCUCCGCGGAUACGCGUGUCCCGACAGGAUGCGGGCACUUACCUCUGCUUAGCCACCAACGCGCAUGGCACCGACACCCGCACCGUCACCGUGGGCGUGGAAUACCGGCCAGUGGUGGCCGAGCUGGCCGCCUCGCCCCCGGGAGGUGUGCGGCCGGGCGGGAACUUCACGCUGACCUGCCGCGCCGAGGCCUGGCCCCCCGCCCAGAUCAGCUGGCGCGCCCCCCCAGGGGCGCUCAACCUAGGCCUGUCCAGCAACAACAGCACCCUGAGCGUGGCGGGCGCCCUGGGCAGCCACGGCGGCGAGUACGAGUGCGCGGCCACCAACGCACACGGACGCCACGCGCGGCGCAUCACCGUGCGUGUGACCGGUCCGUGGCUGUGGGUCGCCGUGGGCGGUGCGGUGGGGGGCGCAGCGCUGCUGGCCGCGGGGGCUGGCCUGGCCUUCUACGUGCAGUCCACCGCCUGCAAGAAGGGCGAGUAUAACGUGCAGGAGGCCGAGAGCUCGGGCGAGGCCGUCUGUCUCAACGGUGCGGGCGGCGGCACCGGCGCCAGUGCCAGCGCCCAAGGCGACCCGGAGCCCGAGGGCACCGCAGAGACGCCUGCGGGGGGGGAGGUCUUCUCCAUCCAGCUGACCUCGGCGUGA